Molecule: messenger RNA, 3239 nt
Organism: Drosophila ficusphila
Lineage: Eukaryota; Metazoa; Arthropoda; Insecta; Diptera; Drosophilidae
Exons: 2
Coding region: 92-1237 (381 amino acids)
Biological process (GO): positive regulation of cytoplasmic translation
Cellular component (GO): cytoplasm
Molecular function (GO): zinc ion binding; translation regulator activity; mRNA binding
Source: RefSeq, a predicted model, not a curated record
AAGCUAAAAAGUAAAGAAUUAAAAUAAAGAAUACUGAAAAAUUAAAAUAAAGACUACUACAAAUUCAGAAGUGGGAUCAAGAACAGAAAAAAUGGAUAUAGUUGGUGAUAAUUAUGCAAUGGCGGUAUUAAAAAAAUGGCUUGGCGAAUUGGGUUUGUCCACAAAAGGCACAAAAGCUGAGUUGCUGGUGCGUCUUAAUGCUGUACCAGCAGCAGAACGUGGAAAUGCACCAAGAGUGGACAAUUUGGAGGAUGAUCAUCUGGUGGCGGAGACAAGACGCGUAAUUCAAUCGCAACAAGCUGAAAUGUUUAAAGGAACAGAAGCGUUGGCAAAUUUGUACAAAGAAAUCGAGGCCGCUAAGAAUGUUCUGGAACAAUUACGCAUGCAUGGACGAAACCAAGAGUUAGAGGGAGACGACGAUACAUCAUGCCAAGACGUAGAAGAUGAUGCUCAAGGAAAUGCAAGUUGUGAAAUUCAGCGAAAUGUGGCAGCUGAAAAAAAUUUCGGUGACUGGGCAUCCAUGGCGUUUUCAUUGGCCAAAGAGAUUUUAAUGGAGUACGAUGGAAAUACACCAGUGCGAAAUUGGAUUGCUCAGUUUGACAAUAUUACACAAUUGCACAAGUUGAACGACAUGCAGCGACAAUUAUUAUGUAUUGCAAAGCUUAAAGGAAAAGCGUUGCAGUGGCUGCAUGCAGAUCCGGUACGUGUGGUGAAGCCUAUAAACCAAGUUUUGGAUCAACUGAAGGAGGCGUUUGGUGGAAAACUUCCGAAAAUUGAGCUACGUCGGAAAUUUGCUGGACGAAUGUGGAUAUCGGACGAAAAUUUCAGCGUAUACUUUGAGGACAAGUGCAUGUUGGCUCGAGAUUUGGAUAUGGACGACGAUGAGUUAUUAGAUGGCAUUAUCGAGGGAAUACCACAUGAAAAUCUACGCAUCCAGGCAAAACUACAGUGCUUUGAUAAUCCGGCGAAGAUGCGGCGAGCAUUUGCGGAUGUUGCCUUACCUAGGCAGAGUGGUUUGCUGAUGAAGUCGGAAGCAGCGAAGGGCAGAGAUAUAAAAGAAAAUUCUCGUUGCUUCAAUUGCAACUCCAAGGGACAUUGGGCACGAGAUUGCAGUAAGCCAAAGAGGAAGCCGGGAUCUUGCUACGGAUGUGGUGACGAAGGGCAUUUAAUGGCGCAGUGCCCGAAGAGGAAGGUGAAGACGGAGGACAGCGGUGUAAACAAUUUUAAUGCCUCAUAGACUCGGGCAGCCCUGUUUCGUUUAUUAAACAAAAAUGUAUUCCAACAAAUAUUAAAUUACACACACAUGAAGUGUUAUAUUUUGGAUUAAAUGAAAGCCAAUUAAAUGUGUUCGGAAAAAUAUUUUGUCACAUUUUCAAGAACAGUAAUAAAAUUAAUUUUGAUUUAAAAGUGGUGCCUAACGAGUCUAUGAGAUGGAAUAUUGUUUUAGGUAGAGAUUUUAUGGAACUUUAUGGUAUAAAAUUAUAUUUAAGUGAACUUGAUGUGAAUGGUAAUGAGCGUACUGAAAGCCUAUUAGAUGGUAAAGACAACAUAAGGCCAAACUUGGAGCAGGAAGGAAUAAAUGAAGUGGAGUUAGUGGAAGCAGCAGAUCAAUUGUUAGAAAAUAGUGAAAUGAAUAUGGAUUGUGAAAAGGUAAAAAACAAAUUGGUUGAUAAAUCGUUAGCAGAAAAUUGUUUGUUAGAUAGGAAAUUGUUAGAGAGUAAAUUGUUAGAGAGUAAAUUGUUAGGUAAUAGAUUGUUAGAUAAUAGAUUGGUAGCUAGUAAAUUGUUAGAUGAAAAGUCAAAGGAAUUAGUUAGAGGAGUGUUAGAAGAAAAUUUUCAAAGUAGCAUGAUGCAAAUUAAUGUAGUGGAUUCUGAAAGAGAAUAUAAGAUUGGGACACAAGUGGAUUAUGCAUUAAGAGCAAAAUUUAUAAAAAUGUUAGAAAGCACUUAUAUAAAUGCAAAGAAGCAAGCAAAUCCCAAUAUUAGGGGCGAGAUGAAAAUUAUUUUAGAAAAAGAAAAACCAUUUAGUUGUUCACCUAGAAGACUAUCAUAUGCGGAAAAAGAAAAACUACAACUUAUGUUAGAUGAAUACCUAAAAGAGGGUAUUAUACAACCCAGUAGUUCAGAAUAUGCCUCAGCAAUUGUUUUAGUAAAGAAAAAAACGGGGGAUCUUAGAAUGUGUGUCGAUUUUAGACGGCUUAAUAAAAUUAUGGUUAGAGAUAAUUAUCCGUUGCCUUUAAUAGACGAUUUGUUAGAUAAACUUGUAGGAAAAAAUAUAUUUACGAAACUUGAUUUAAAAAAUGGGUACUUUCACGUAUUUGUGGAUAAGGACUCGGUUAAAUACACUUCGUUUGUGACGCCAUUGGGCCAAUACGAAUUUUUAAAAAUGCCGAUGGGGCUUAAAACUGCCCCUCAAGUAUUUCAAAGAUUUGUUAAUACUGUAUUUGCGGACAUGAUUAGAGAAAAUGAGGUUAUAGUUUAUAUGGAUGAUAUAAUGGUCGCAAGCAAAGAUAUAGAUGAACAUUUUGCAAUUUUAGAGAAAGUUUUGAUUCGAUUGGCAGAAAAUAAACUAGAAUUAAGGUUAGAUAAAUGUGAGUUUAUGCAGGAUUGUGUUAAAUAUUUGGGUUUUCAUAUAUCUAAAGGUUGUAUUCGAGCCGAUGAUAAGGGUUUAGAAGCUAUUAAGAAUUUUCCUAUGCCUGAUAAAGUUCAAUCAGUGCAGAGUUUUCUAGGAUUAUGUUCUUAUUUUAGAAGGUUUAUUAAAGAUUUUUCUAUUAUUGCAAAACCUCUGUAUGAUUUACUUAGAAAGGAUAGAAAAUUUAAUUUUGGUGAAAAGGAGCUUAAUUGUUUUUUAUGUUUAAAAGAAAAAUUGUUACAAGCGCCAGUUUUGUCAAUUUAUGAUCAUAGAGAUGACAUUGAAUUGCAUUGUGAUGCCAGUGCCUUGGGGUUUGGAGCGGUACUUUUUCAGAAAAAGGCAGAUGAAAAAUUUCAUCCUAUUUUUUAUUUUUCGAAGCGCACAUCAGAAACAGAAGCAAAGUACCAUAGCUUUGAGUUAGAAACUUUAGCGAUAAUCUAUGCUUUAAGAAGAUUCAGAAUAUAUUUACAGGGAAAGCGUUUUAAAAUUAUUACUGAUUGUAACUCAUUAGCUUUGACUUUAAAUAAAAUUGAUUUAAAUCCAAGGAUAGCAAGGUGGGCGUUGGAGUUACAAGAAUUUGAUUAUGAAAUAGUUCAUAGAGUUGGAAG